AUGGAGACUUUCCAAUUUAUGGUUGAUGCAGUUAGGUCUAGAAUUGUGAAUUGGAAGAAUACGUUUCUCUCUAUUGCGGGGAAAGAAGUGUCAAUCAGAGCUGUUUUGAAUGAUCACUUGCAAGGACAUUGCCCAACUGUGUGCCAACUUUUGGUGGAGCAUAGGAGAAGAUCAGAACAAGGGCAUACACUGAAAAGCAUGGAGAGACCUUACAAUGUCAAAGGAGCUGGGAGGGUUGGGUUUUUAGGAUGUUAUUCUUUUCAACCAGGCUUUGUAGAUCAACAAUUGUGGAUGAUUGAAACUAAACCAGAUCUUUUGGUGAGCAGAAUGACAAAGGGAAGGUACAUUGCAGAACACUCGAUUUUUAAAUGUAAGAAAACACCAAACUCUCCUAGUUAUAUAACUGAUCGCUAG
Messenger RNA from Striga asiatica, 414 nucleotides. The record is from the annotation of a GenBank genome assembly. Lineage: Eukaryota; Viridiplantae; Streptophyta; Magnoliopsida; Lamiales; Orobanchaceae.